CGGCUGCCAAAAAAAAAAAAGACGAAGCAGGAGCUGAUGGUGCCGCUCAUACGUAGCUGUCCAGUGUUUUCAUAGCGGAAGUAGCUGCUUUCUGUCUCCGCGGGUUGUGUAUAACAAAAUGGCAUUGAGAGCAGCGCUGAGAAGCAAGUGCGGUUUACCAGGUCUUCUCUCCCAGCUGUCCUCCCACAGCAGUCAUGCCAGAGUGUGUGUGUCUCCUGUCCUUGUCGCUCAGCAGAGGAACAACUCCACCACACCUAAGGUCAAAGUGGAGUUUGACCAAAGCACCGGUGUGGCAGUGAUGCACAUGCAGAGUCCUCCUGUCAACAGCCUCAGUUUAGAUUUCCUGACAGAGUUCUGCAUCAAUGUGGAGAAGCUGGAGAUGGAUAAGACCUGCAGAGGCCUCAUCAUCACCUCGAGCCAGCCUAAGGUGUUCUCAGCCAGGCUGGACAUUAUGGAGAUGUACGGGAAGAGUCCAGAGCGCUGUGGAGAGUUCUGGAGAGCCGUUCAGGAGAUGUGGCUGAAACUCUAUAGCUCAGACAUGGUCACCAUAGCUGCAAUCAAUGGUUCCAGUCCUGCAGGUGGCUGUCUCAUGUCUUUGACCUGUGACUACAGGAUAAUGGCGGACAACCCUCGUUACAGCAUCGGCCUUAAUGAGACACAGCUCGGCAUCGUAGCACCUUUUUGGUUUAAGGACACAAUGGUAAAUACAGUGGGACACCGAACCACAGAGCUAGCCCUGGAGCUGGGACUGCUCUACAGCCCUUCAGAGGCCCUCAAGGUAGGACUGGUAGACCUGCUGGUACCUGAAGAUGAGGUCCUCACCACAGCCACGAAGACCAUGACCAAGUGGUUGGCUAUCCCAGACCACGCCAGACAGAUCACCAAGUCCAUGAUGAGGAAGCCAACCAUCGACAAGCUGACAUCCAAGAGAGAGGCUGACAUCCAAAACUUUGUCAGCUUUAUCACCAAAGACUCCAUUCAGAAGUCACUCCGCAUGUACCUGGAGAUGCUCAAAAAGAGAAGGGGCUAGAGGAGUGUGGGGAGCCUAUAAAAUGACACUGACAUAAACACAUUUUAGGGACAUUUUGACACUAGUUUAACACAUUCACUGUCACGUGUUCCUUGGCGUCAAUUAUGCUGGAAUCCUCACAUACAGCUCUCGGCAGCUCAUCUUCGUAACAGUGCCUAAUCGGCAAAGAACCACGUUUACCACAGCGCUGUCUGAUCUUCUGACACCAGACAGUAACCUAGCUAGCUCAGGGGAGACCUGCCCAGGAUUGACGCUAAUGAUCCAGUGACAAAUAGUUUCUCUUCAACUUUCUAAGAAGUUCAGUUAAAAAGUAACAUUAAAAAUUUAAAUAUAGUUUCAAACUUUACUUUAUGGUUAUUUUGAGAUGAGUAAAUAAUUCUUUUAAUUGACUGUGCUCUAAGCCCUGCCCUCCACUGUUACACUGCUCUGUCCUGUCUCAUACACAUGCAGCACAUGGGCAGUUUAUUGUAGCAGUGGCUGAUUUACCGCUCCAAACAAUGCAUCUCCAAAUAGCCAUAAGUGAGCGAGUACACAGACCCAUGCGCUCAUUUCUGACCAAGAGCAGUGUAUAUGACAACUUCUGCUAGCAGCCUAUAGUGUGACUUGUUAUUGUUUCUAGCUCACUCUUUUUUUGCAUCCUCAAACAGAGCAGCACUGCUCAUGUGAAGCUGAUUUGAGGAUCAGUACACACUCUCAUCACUAUUGAAAUGCCAGUUAUCCCUCUUACUACAGCCCCAUUCACACUUACACAUGUGGAGAAAUCCAAAGUUUGACAGGUCUGCCAUGCCUAGCUACAGUUGUUUGGGGGUCACUGUCUGGGUGGAGAGGUUUAGCAAACAGUCAAUUGUCAUAGGUCUUCACUAUCUAAAGUGCCUAGCCUUACUGUACCUUCCAGAGCCAUAACAACUAAUGAAAGUAACCUUGGGUACAUUUGAACAGCCUACAGUGGUGAAGCCUUUGUCAUCUCUUUGUCUACAUGUAUUUUUUCUGACUGCGUUCUGUGAAUAAAUGGGUGGAAUCAUGUCA
This is a messenger RNA of Lates calcarifer (barramundi perch), 2056 nucleotides long. RefSeq names its product enoyl-CoA delta isomerase 1, mitochondrial. Gene Ontology annotation, molecular function: enoyl-CoA hydratase activity. The transcript has 7 exons. Gene Ontology annotation, biological process: fatty acid beta-oxidation. The record is from RefSeq and is a predicted model, not a curated record. Lineage: Eukaryota; Metazoa; Chordata; Actinopteri; Centropomidae. The coding region runs from base 119 to 1030 and encodes 303 amino acids. Gene Ontology annotation, cellular component: mitochondrion.